This is a messenger RNA of Prunus armeniaca (apricot), 1554 nucleotides long. The record is from the annotation of a GenBank genome assembly. NCBI's taxonomy places the organism in Eukaryota, Viridiplantae, Streptophyta, Magnoliopsida, Rosales, Rosaceae.
AUGCAUGACUCUACUACUCUUGAUGAGCCUUCUACAUUUCGUGUGGCUUCUUUCUCUCCUGCCUGGAUUAAGGCUAUGGAGGAAGAGAUUUCUGCCUUAACAAUGCAGGGUACAUGGUGUCUGGUCCCUCGCCCUGCUAAUACAAAUAUUGUUGGCCCCAAGUGGAUUUACAAGAUCAAAAGAAAUUCAGAUGGGACAGGGUUUAGUCAAGAGGCUGGCUUUGACUACGAUGAAACCUUCAGCCCAGUGGUACGUCAUACCACAGUUCGUCUUAUUCUCAGUUUAGCUGCUAUUAAUGGCUGGUCUUUGCGGCAGCUUGAUGUCAAGAACGCCUUUCUCCAUGGCGAUCUUGACGAGGAGGUUUACAUGAAACAACCACAAGGGUUUGAAGACUCUUCUCAUCCUGACUAUGUGUGCAAAUUACAGAAGUCUUUAUACGGUUUAAAACAGGCUCCAAGGGCCUGGAAUGCAAAGUUCACGGGCUACUUACCUUCUCUUGGUUUCAAAAUGUCACAUAGUGGUCCAAGUCUGUUUGUGAAGAUUUCAGAUUCAGCUAUCGUUGUAUUGUUGCUCUAUGUCGAUGAUAUUAUUCUCACAGGUUCAAACUCUCAAGUUGUUCAAGAGGUUAUUACAGAUCUUGGUUCAGUGUUUGAUCUCAAGGACUUGGGUCCUCUUACCUUCUUUCUUGGCUUACAGAUUUCGUAUAAGUCGAAUGGUGACCUUUUUAUUAGUCAACAGAAAUAUGCCAAAGAUCUUUUAGUCAAGGCUGGGAUGGAAUCAUGUCAGCCCUGUCCAACUCCAUCUAAACCUCACACACAGGUUCUUCCCACAGAUGGUGAACCUUUAAAGGAGCCAUCAGUAUACCAAAGUAUAGUGGGUGCUCUUCAGUACCUAACGUUUACAAGACCAGAUCUCGCCUAUUCUGUUAACACUGUCUGCCAAUUUAUGAACAAUCCCACAGAGGUUCAUUUUCAGUUGGUUAAAAGGAUUUUGCGCUACAUUCAAGGCACUUUGCACUAUGGUCUUACUUACUCUUCGUCUGUUCCAGUUUCUGUGUCUGCAUAUAGUGAUGCAGAUUGGGCUGGGGAUAUUACCACUCGACGAUCAACCACAGGAUUUGUUGUCUUCUUGGGUUCCAAUCCAAUUUCAUGGCAGUCUAAGAAGCAGGGGUCUGUCUCCCGUAGCUCCACUGAAGCUGAAUACCGUGCUCUUGCUAAUGCUUCAGCACAGGUCGCUUGGAUUCGUCAGAUACUUGCAGAUCUUCAUGUCUUUCUCCCAGAUCCUCCUCUGUUGUUUUGUGAUAACAUGUCUGCGUUAGCUCUCAGCUCUAAUCCCGUGUUCCAUUCUCGCAUCAAACAUUUGGAUGUCGACUUCCAUUUUGUUCGAGAACGUGUACAACGCAAAGACUUCUUAGUGCACUACAUUCCUACUGAUGAGCAGGUGGCAGAUGUUCUUACUAAGGGGCUUCAUAGUCCAGUAUUUGUUAAGCAUUGUACCAAUCUCAGUUUAGGCACCCUGACUGAGAUUGAGAGGGGGUGUUUACCCAAUGGUUAG